AUGAAGUAAUUAUUUUAUUUAUUAUUUUUUAAAAAACUUUAAAAGAAUGAAUAAUUAAUAUUAACCAUAACUCCAAAAGAUGUUAAAAUUUAAAAAGUAUAAAUUUGUCAUAGAAAAUAAAUAAUAAUUGCUUCAACUAAUAAUAGUUAAAUUGCUUUCUUUGAUAUUAAAACUGGAAAACUUUUAGGUUAGUACACAUACUAAUUUGAUAAUAUAAAAAUAUAUGAUAUGAUAUUAAUUCCUUAAUUAGAUUACAUUAUAAUUUGUUUGUCAAAUGGAUAAGUUUAAUUUAUAAAUACUGACAAGUAUUUUUAAGCAAUAACUUAUUUAAUGGUAGAAGAUAAUGCCUUUUUAACUGGAGGAGAUUUUUAAGUUCCUAUGGCACUAGCAAUAUCUAAAAUAAAAUAUUGCGAUAAAACUUAAGUUUUAUUUGCAUAUGAUUUUAAAUAGAAAUUAUUAUCAUUUAAAUUAAAUGAAAUAAUAAACGUAAAUAAAUAUUUAAUAAAAAAUAAAAAAUAUAAAAAUAUAAAAAAGGAUUUAUAAUUACAAACUUCUAAAAAAUUAAUGGAAAGUAAAAAUAAUAAGAAUUAUAAAUAUAUAACUAACUAUCUUUAUUGGUCAGCUAAAGUUUAAACAGAUUAAAUUUAAAAUUUCGAAUAUAAUUUCGAACACCAGCUUAUUUUCGUAGUUUUGGUUGAAAAGAAAGUCUUAAUUUAUAAUUCCUUAAAUGGUGAUUUUAUUGAAACGUUAAGAUAAUCAGAACAAAUAUAUUAACCUAUUCCUAUAGGGUAUAGAAAAAAAAAUACUAUUGAUCUUUAUGAUAAUACGCUGAAAAAAAGGAUUGAUGUUAAUGAUGAUGAGUUGACUUUAAAAUAAAAAGAUUCGAAAAAUUCUGUAAAUAAUAGUAAUAAUCUUACAUUACAUGAAACUAAUUAUAUUUAUCUAAAAUUUCCAUAAAUCGAAUAAGAUCCUUAUUUCUUUUUAAACUUAAUAUAAUAAAAUUAAUAUAAGAAACUCAAAAGUAAUACAAAAUGGAAUUUACAUAUUAAUUAUGAAAAAUAUAGUGCUAAUACUAAUGAAAUAUAAAAUAAGACUGAAAAACAGGUUGAAGAAUUACUUAAAAAAACUUAAGUUUUAUAAAUUAAAAACUAAAGAUUUAAAAUUGUUAGAUUUUAAGUAGAUUUAUAAAAUUUUGAUCCAUUUAAUAAUUAUAAACCUAUCCUUAAUUUUAAGUAAGAUUUAAAAAAUUAAGAAAAUUAAUAAAAUAAAGGAUAGGAAUUAUAGAAUUAAAAUUCAAAAAUAUGGAAUAAUAUAAAUAAUUCUAAAGCAAAUUAAAGAAAUAAUCAUAAACUUUUUGAAAAAACUAUAAAGAAGUUAAAUCUUUCGGAUAAAGAAAUUUAAAAACUUUAAAAACUUAAUACUUUAUUUAAAGAAUCAUAUAAUUUGAAUAAAAUCAACUGA
This is a messenger RNA of Ichthyophthirius multifiliis, 1461 nucleotides long. RefSeq lists its product as hypothetical. The transcript has 2 exons. The record is from RefSeq and is a predicted model, not a curated record. Gene Ontology annotation, molecular function: protein binding. NCBI's taxonomy places the organism in Eukaryota, Ciliophora, Oligohymenophorea, Hymenostomatida.